CUAUCGGGAGGUACUUAGAGAGACGUAGUGCGGUUCGAAGGGAUUGGAGCCGUGGCGCGGGCCGUUUCUAGCUCGGUGAAUGGGCACGAACUGGAGGGAGCGCGAGGCGGAAAGUGGGGAUCAGUGUAGCGUAUUGCGGACCCAGGGUGCCGCCGGCCGCCAGGGCCAGUCGAUUCCAGAAACCCGUCAGGAUAUCAUCUCCAGACGCCAACGACGACGACGACAGCGACGACGACGACGACGACGAGCCGACCGCCGACGAUUCCAGGGAUGGCCGCCGACGCCGAGACGUGAGACGGAGAGAUGCGACCCGCACGGUCCCCAACGGUGAAACCGAGAGACUCCAGAUCGAGACGAACCGGCCUCAGUCUUCCCGCGGGCACCGGACAAGUUCUCUCCCCGUGAAAACAAGGCCGACGACCCCCCCAGUUCUCUCCUGUUGACUUUGAGAGCCGCUUUCCCGGCGGACACCAGGGAAAAUGGACGAGGCCGCCAGAAUCCUCAACAAGACGCUCGUCCCGCUCCUAUCGAACUAUUUGCCCUUUUUUAUCACCGUCCUCCUCGGGUGGAUCAUCGUCACCAAGUACUACUCGGAUGACAAAAAUCAGAAACAUGAGACGUCGGCCGUACAGAAGGAGCGGAAGAAGGACGUCCAAGGACAACAGCUACACCAGCAGCAAAACCAAGCGCAGAAGGCGAAGAAGAAACAGCCAUCCGCUGACAAGUGGCAGCGCGGCAAAAACACCUUCAGCCACGACUGGCUUAUGACCUCUCUCAAAGGUCACGGAGGAACGAUUUUGGACAUGGAUUUCAGCGCCAACGGCAAGUUCCUCGCGACUUGCGGCGACGAAAAAAAUGAAGAAAAUUAUUCCUUGGCUGCAGAUGACGGAGGUGGAGCGAGUUCGAGCGGAAGUGAAGGUAAUAAGGAGAAUGCCAGCCCAGGAAGCAGGACUCAGCUGAGCCGAAGGCAAAAGAAGAACAAAGUUAGAAACGGUUCACCUCCGACGGGAAAGAAGAAGCAAAAGAAACGCCAUGCGGUGCUUCGCCAGUAUACCAAACUCAACCUGUCAGAUGCGGAAAUAUUCGAUUCUCUCAGGGGGUAUACCCUUAGCCCUGAGGACUUGUUCCUCUUGGGGUAUCCGAUCGAGAACAGGCUCUACCCAGGUAGGGCGUUGAUAUUCAAGAACCCCGUGAAGAGAUUUGAUGUGAACGCGAAGUUGUUCGUCCCAAACGAGGUCUAUGUGGAUCUCCUCGUGCACAACGGAGGGAGCACAUUCGAGAGGAGGACCGAAUCCGGCGUCCACUUGAAAAAUCCCGACUCGGACAAAAGUUCAGAAAAGAAGUGUGUUAGGUGUUCAAAGACGUUUUUUAUUUCUCCUGAAGGAGAAUAUCUGACACAGGAGCACUGCCUCUACCAUUGGGGCAAACUUCAGAGACCUUUAUCCGGAGGAGGAGAAUCUCAUUAUACCUGUUGCAAAGGAAGGAAGAAUACCAAGGGUUGCACCACUGGUAAGCUUCAUGUCUGGAACGGAUUGAACGACGGUUGGAACGGGCCUUAUGACGGCUACGUCAGAACAAGGACUAAGAAGACCCCUCCUCCUGACGGAAACUAUAAAGUGUACGCGCUUGAUUGCGAAAUGUGUUACACGACUUCAGGACUGGAGUUGACAAAAAUCAGCGUGGUCACUCAUGACGGGAGGCUUAUCUACGAUACGCUCGUCAAGCCGGAAAGCAGUAUUAUCGACUACAAUACAAGGUUUUCCGGGGUCACUGCAAAGGACAUGGCCAAGCGGACCAAACUUUUGAAAGACGUGCAGAGUGACUUGAUGGGCUUCAUUUCGGCGGAUACAAUCCUUGUCGGGCACGGCUUAGAAAAUGACCUGCGAGCGUUGAAGAUGAUUCACACGACGGUCAUCGAUACUUCGAUUGUGUUUCCGCACUACUAUGGACUGCCUUAUAAAAGAUCGCUCAAAUCAUUGGUCCACUCGGUUUUGAAAAGAGACAUUCAAUGUGACAAUACAGGACACGAUUCUAUUGAAGAUGCAAGAAGCUGUCUUGAACUCCUUUUGUGGAAGUUAAGAAAAGACAGGGUGAGCAGCAAGAAUUUCGAUAAUGAUCUCAAUCUCCAAUAAACGAAUACCGAUGAACUCUCGGUGUAUUAGUUCCUAAAAAUUAAAAGACUGCUUUUUCAGUUUAAAAAGUAUAAAAUGAAAGAAAAAAUGAUUUAAAAAUUUGUGAAGGAAUAAAGGAAUCGGAGAUAGUGAGGUUUGUGAUAAGUGAUCGAGUCAUUUUUAAUUAAAUAAAAACAAGAAAAAAAAAACUGCGGAAAAACGCUUUAGUCAUAGUUUUUGUACUUUAAAAAUAUAGUCGUGUUCCACCAUUUGAAUUUUAUUUCAUCCAAACUCAUCAUCUAACAAUCAUAUUCAUACAAUAUUUAUUAAAAUUCAUUUUUUAAAUUAUA
This is a messenger RNA of Cimex lectularius (bed bug), 2461 nucleotides long. It is a transcript of the gene prage, whose product is annotated as transducin beta-like protein 2. Bases 480 to 2132 code for a protein of 550 amino acids. The transcript has 3 exons. NCBI's taxonomy places the organism in Eukaryota, Metazoa, Arthropoda, Insecta, Hemiptera, Cimicidae. Gene Ontology annotation, molecular function: protein binding; nucleic acid binding; exonuclease activity. Gene Ontology annotation, cellular component: endoplasmic reticulum; nucleus. Gene Ontology annotation, biological process: endoplasmic reticulum unfolded protein response. The record is from RefSeq and is a predicted model, not a curated record.